CCCACCAGCACCUGGCAGAGUGGCAUUACCUGUACUAGCAGAGUGACACUACCUGUACUGGCAGAGUGGCAUUACCUGUACUAGCAGAGUGGCAUUACCUUACUGGCAGAGUGACACUACCUGUACUGGCAGAGUGGCAUUACCUGUACUAACAGAGUGGCAUUACUGGCAACGCUGGCUUGAGCAAUGUGUGUUAGAUCUCUUUGUUUGCUUCUGUACUUUGUCGCUGUAGAGAGCACCUGCCCCACUAACUACACGGACGUCAGCGGCUUCUGCUACAAGACGUCAAGCGCCACCUUGGACUGGCAUGCAGCACAGGACGCUUGUCUACAAGAUGGCGGCGGACUGGUCGUCAUUUCAAGUGACGCCGAAAACACGGCUUACAAAAAUUUCAGAGAAUCCCAGUUCCAAAAUGGCAGCCCGGGCUGGGUUGGCAUUUACUACGUGAACACCUCAGGCAGCUGGUUCUGGCAGUACCUGGUUGACAAGUACUCGGCAGGCAGCGGCGGCAUCUUCGGCAACUACGACAACAACAACACCAUUCCCAUUGGACACGACGGUGACUGCAUCAGUGCCUGGCCGCCCAACUACCUCUGGAGAAACGCCAACUGCUCGGCCCCGUUCACCUUUGUCUGUGAGGCCAGACCUUUGAACGCAGGAACUAACCUCGUUCCUAGCACCACAGCAGAGAACCGGACUAGCAACUUCCUGUUGAGCCACUGGGUGAAGGUCUCCAGCGACUCGCGCUGUGUGAGGGCAGACAACAGAGCUGAGCCACUGGCCACAUCCGCCGUCUCCUGCGCUGUCUACUGCACCCACUGGGGCGCCUGCACCGCCUUCAACCACCACACGUCUGACAACAGGUGCGAGUUUGUCAUGGCGGACGUCAACCUGACAACCCUGGACGUACAGGCGGGCUGGGACGUCUGGGUCAAAUACCCGUAGACGU
Messenger RNA from Physella acuta, 949 nucleotides. RefSeq names its product C-type lectin 16. The record is from RefSeq and is a predicted model, not a curated record. Lineage: Eukaryota; Metazoa; Mollusca; Gastropoda; Physidae.